This is a messenger RNA of Loa loa (African eye worm), 1210 nucleotides long. Its product is annotated as WD-40 repeat protein. The record is from RefSeq and is a predicted model, not a curated record. Gene Ontology annotation, molecular function: protein binding; RNA binding. NCBI's taxonomy places the organism in Eukaryota, Metazoa, Nematoda, Chromadorea, Rhabditida, Onchocercidae. The transcript has 9 exons. The coding region runs from base 78 to 1154 and encodes 358 amino acids. Gene Ontology annotation, cellular component: catalytic step 2 spliceosome.
GAAAUCUCUAAGAAUGUAAGGGCUUUAUAAGGUGCUGGAGCAAAUAGUAUUUGUGGUAAUCAAAUGCUUAAUUCUUCAUGGUGGCUGAUAAUCUAGUUUUGCAGAUGGCAGAUGUCAUGCAAAAUAACGAUGGAUUCAAGAGGCCCACGAUGCCUUUGGCUGUUGUUGGACUGAAAAAGCCACGCUUGGAAGUUGUUUCGAAUGGACGACCACAAUCCAUUCCACGUACGUCACAUUUGAUGGCUCCCAUAAUGUUACUUAGUGGUCAUGAUGGUGAAAUUUAUACGGCUAAGUUUAGCCCGGAUGGAAGUUGCUUGGCAUCCGCUGGUUUUGACAUGACUGUUUUUCUAUGGAACGUUUAUGGUGAAUGCGAAAAUUUCUCAACCUUAAAAGGGCAUGCAGGAGCAAUAAUGGAUCUUCAUUUUAGUACUGAUGCCGGUUACCUGUUUACGGCAUCAACAGAUAAGACAGUACGUGUUUGGGAUAUGGAUACAGGAACAUGUGUUAGGAAGUUCAAAUCCCAUAAGGAUAUUGUAAACAGUUGCCAUCCUGCACGACGUGGACCACAGCUCGUUGCCAGUGGUUCUGAUGAUUGUACUGUACUUAUUCACGAUAUACGCAGACGAGAUCCCGUAAUCACUUUGCAAAAUGCCUACCAGAUUACAGCUGUAACUUUCAAUGACACAGCUGAACAAGUCAUUGGUGGAGGAAUCGAUAAUGACAUUAAAGUGUGGGAUCUACGACGAAAUGAACUGGCGCAUGUAAUGCGCGGUCAUACUGAUACAGUUACUGGUUUAUCAUUAAGUCCAGAAGGAACACAUGUGCUCUCGAAUGCAAUGGAUUGCAGUUCAAAAAUCUGGGAUAUCAGGCCAUUUGCACCUGAACAGCGAUGUGUGAAAUCGUUUGCCGGGCAUCAACAUAACUUUGAAAAGAAUCUGUUGAAAUGCACCUGGUCGCCUGAUAAUAAUCGUAUCAGCUGCGGUUCCAGCGAUCGGUAUGUUUAUGUUUGGGAUGUUUCUUCGCGGCGAGUACUCUACAAAUUGCCUGGUCAUCAGGGAUCAGUUAAUGCAACUGAUUUUCAUCCAAAGGAGCCAAUAUUGUUAUCAGCGGGAAGUGAUAAGAAAAUAUACCUCGGGGAGAUUGAUAAUCAGUGAUCUCAUUUUAUUGCUGUUGUUUUUUCUAUUGUUAUUUAUUUGUAGCGUGAUAAGGU